This is a messenger RNA of Triticum turgidum subsp. durum (durum wheat), 573 nucleotides long. The record is from the annotation of a GenBank genome assembly. NCBI's taxonomy places the organism in Eukaryota, Viridiplantae, Streptophyta, Magnoliopsida, Poales, Poaceae.
AUGUCUUCCUCCUUCUCUUCAAGCUCAAGGGCGGCAUCUUCAUCCCAGAGGCGCUUCGCUCCAGCUGGCCAAACCAGGUCGCCGGUGCGUUACAGGGUGGGUCCGCUGGACUACGAGCCUGCGACACCAUGUUGGUGCAAGAACAGGCCCAAGGCGGCCAUGUGGAUCUCGUGGAGCGAUGAGAACCCAGGGAGAAGAUACAAGACAUGUGCCCGGUCACAGAUGGGAGGAUGUGAAAUGUACGAGUGGUUCGACGAUCCCAUUGAGAAUCUGUUCCUCAAGCAGCUGGUCAUUGAUCUACGCGACAAGGUGCGUCAGCUAGAGAGGAUCAACUCAGAGUUACGAGCUGAAGCAACUUCGGUGCAGCAACGGCAAGCUGCGCAAAAAGCUGUUCAACCAGCUCCAGAAGAUAAUGUAGCAGUCAACCCAGGGAUCAGGGCUGUGAACGACGCUUUGACAGCUUCGAGGGCGUCGUUUGCCACUGAAGUUUGGUUCCCUUGCAUCCUCAUUAGUUCAUAUAUCAUCAAGCUGCUGUGCGAUGAUAGCGUGUCCUACACAAAUGCAGGUGUUUAG